Messenger RNA from Numida meleagris (helmeted guineafowl), 5414 nucleotides. It is a transcript of the gene PITPNC1, whose product is annotated as phosphatidylinositol transfer protein, cytoplasmic 1. The transcript has 9 exons. Gene Ontology annotation, molecular function: phosphatidylinositol binding; phosphatidylinositol transfer activity. The record is from RefSeq and is a predicted model, not a curated record. The coding region runs from base 218 to 1159 and encodes 313 amino acids. Gene Ontology annotation, cellular component: cytoplasm. Gene Ontology annotation, biological process: phospholipid transport. NCBI's taxonomy places the organism in Eukaryota, Metazoa, Chordata, Aves, Galliformes, Numididae.
GCUGAAGGAGGAAGAACGGGAAGAAAGGAACGGUCGCGCUGCCGUUCUCCGCCGGGUCAGCCCGCCCGGACGGCCGCAGGACUGAGCGGCGGACGCAGCCCCGAACGCGCACGGACGGACGAGGGCGAUCCCCGCCCCGCGCGUGGCUUUAGGCGCGAGCACCGCGCGGCGUUAAGCGCUUCUCUCGGCUGGCCGCUCCGCAGCGAGGCACGGGAAUAUGCUGAUGAAGGAGUACCGGAUCUGCAUGCCGCUCACCGUGGAGGAGUACAGAAUUGGGCAGUUGUACAUGAUAAGCAAGCACAGCCAUGAGCAGAGUGACCGAGGUGAAGGUGUCGAAGUGGUGCAGAAUGAACCUUAUGAAGACCCAAACCACGGCAACGGCCAGCUAACAGAAAAACGUGUCUAUCUCAACAGCAAACUACCUAGCUGGGCUAGAGCAGUCGUUCCCAAAAUAUUUUAUGUUACAGAGAAGGCUUGGAAUUAUUAUCCAUAUACAAUCACAGAAUACACAUGUUCAUUUUUGCCUAAAUUCUCCAUUCACAUAGAGACAAAGUAUGAGGACAACAAAGGAAGCAAUGACAGCAUUUUUGACAAUGAAGCUAAAGACCUGGAGCGAGAAGUCUGCUUCAUUGAUAUUGCCAGUGAUGAAAUUCCUGAGCGCUAUUACAAGGAAUCAGAGGAUCCUAAAUAUUUCAAGUCACAGAAGACUGGGAGAGGCCAGUUAAAAGAAGGCUGGAGAGAGACCCAUCAGCCAAUUAUGUGUUCCUACAAACUUGUGACUGUGAAAUUUGAAGUCUGGGGACUUCAAACCAGGGUAGAACAAUUUGUACACAAGGUGGUCAGAGAUAUUCUUCUGAUUGGUCACCGACAGGCUUUUGCCUGGGUUGAUGAGUGGUACGACAUGACAAUGGAUGAAGUCCGAGAGUUUGAACGAGCAACUCAGGAAGCUACCAACCAGAAAAUUGGCAUUUUCCCACCUGAAAUAUCUAUCUCUAACAUUUCCAUGCCUUCUUCAACCCGCAGUGCUCCAUCUAGUGCUCCAUCAACUCCUCUCUCUACAGAUGCUCCUGACUUCCUAACAGUUCCCAAAGACCGGCCUCGGAAAAAGUCUGCACCAGAAACCCUCACUCUUCCAGAUCCAGAGAAAAAAAAAAAUUAAAUUAACCCAGCAUGAUUCCUCCUGAUAAGCCAUGUCUACCACAGCAAGAGUAACAUAUUGUAGUUUCUAGGAAGCUCAUGGUGGUUGGUUGGUUGUUGAUGUUUGGAUUUUUUCGCUUAAAAUAAUUUUACUGUUGUGGAAAGACUGUUUCUUUCCUCAGACUUGAUCCUCAUAAUCUUCAGAGAAGUGCAUGCAAGAAAACAUAGUUUAUAUAUCUGACGUAUUGUUCCAAGCCAUAUGGUACAUCUCACUGACAUGCGGUGAAAUCGUCUGAGGGGAACCCUAUAAAAGAAAAUAAAUCUUUCUGUAGCAGUAUCUCUAUGUACAAAUCCACAUCUAGGUCAUAGCAUUUAUAUUUAGGAAUAGGUAUUUAGUAAAGCUGCCAAGGACUUCUGAGGCAAAUCUGUGCCAAGCAGAAUGCAGGGUUAACAGGACAAAAAGCUCCCGUUUUCUUCUUUUUUAACUGAUUUUAAAAUCUUUCCUGUUCUCAGGCUUCUCGUGUGUAUUCAUAAACCUUUGACCUGCAACUCAUUGUACUUGAACACCAAUAGCAAUCACUCAGAUUCAUAUCGUGCUUAAUAUGACUCAGGAUUUGGGGCGUAGCUAACAAAGAUGAAACUUUUCAAACCUAAAAUGUCACUGUAUAAAGCCCCAAUUGUAAUUAAUUAUACUGACUUUGAGGCCAUUGAAGUAUUUCUAUCUUGCACAGAAUUUGUAAAAGAAACCACCUAUUUCUUGUAGAUAAUGUAUUUUAAUAGCUCUCCCCUGUCCUUUUGUGAUAACUUAAGUUCAUAUUGGUGUUUGUCAAUGGUGUUCUAUGUACAAGAUUGGGGAAAAAAAAGCAGCUAAAUUGAGCCAGUUGAGAAGGAGAACCAAUGAAUUCUGUCUUGUCCGCUCUGGAAGAAGAGUGGUAGUUACCCUGUAAGACCUUGAAUGUAAAGGAAAGAAAAUAUGAGACUCUUUUUUCUUUCCUGCCUCUCAUUUUUCCUAAACAGCACAAUCUCUGCUAUUAGAAAGCUGGCUCUAGGCUUUACCACUGUCUCUAGGGAAGAGGUGAAUAAAACAGUCACUUGAAAAAGCAAAUGAAUCUUGGGGCUGCUCGGUCCCACGUAGAGUGGCAUUAAGGAAACAGAAGUGCUCCUCCUGGUCUGCAUGUGAAAUCACUCUUCAAUCUCAGGAAUUAAAAUACAGAAAGGAUGCUUCCCAGUACGGAAGUGUAGAUUGUGGGGGGAAGAGAAAAUGAAUUUCAGAAGUGUUCUCUUCCUUCGUCCUUAUCAAAAAGUAAACUCAGUGAGAAACUUUCCCUCUGACCCCCUAUUUGGGGUGCUUUGUUCUCUUUCGUACUAAUUGCUAUUUAAUUAAUGUUGUCAGUAUCUAUCUCAAUUGGUAGCUGUAGUAGGCAUUAAAUAAGCUGGCUUCUAUUCCCAGUGAAUGAUAGCUAUUACCUGAAUCGUAUGAUCAAAGUGGGUGAUGUUUUGUACCACUGGUGAUGUUGUACAUGGAUGCAAAAAAGUCCUCCAGGACUGAACUAUCGUUGAAUAUUGAACAAUCAGUUUGGGGAUGGCCUUUUACCUCCACAGGAAGUUUGUGCCAUCUUCUCUGCACAAUGCUAUGAUUUGACUGGCUUAAAUGCACUGAACUUCUCAAUGGCUGUAGAUCCAAUAGAAGUCAUGUUGAAUGUGUGGUAUUUCUAGAGUAGUUGUAGUAGCAGGAAAGGUGAUUCUGCUGUCAGCCUGCACUGAAAACAAGUGUAUAUUUGUUUGAUAGUUAAAACUCCGUAGCUAGCAAAAUCCAGAAGCUCUUUGUAGGUUAGCUAUGAUCUGACAUCGUAUAUUUUCCCACUUACUGUCCAUGUGUUACGUUGUGUUUCCCAGAGGUUGUAAUUCUGUGUAGUUAGUAAACUAACAGGUGAUAAUUUUUCGUUUGAAAAAAGCUACUGUGAUGCUGCAAACAAAACUUUCCUUUGUUAGUAAAUGAUUUCAGCUUAAGAAGUGUGAAAAUUAAUUAAUAAUGAUUAUAACUGGUCGAAUCUUUUUAUUUUUUUUAAUUUAGUAGCAUGAUUGAAACAUUGGCUGAGAAGGGAAACUUUUGAAAAGACAAAGCAUUGUUUAUCAUAUUUUAUUUCCUAAAUUUAAUUUAUAUCAAAAUAGUUUAGGUCAGCUCCGCCCAUUGAUAGUCUUAUUUUUUAAUGAAUUUGUUGUUUGCCCAAGAAAAAAUUGCCCAGCUCAAGUCAUCAUUUCCUUAUGCUUACACGUUACUGUUUCUAUAUAGGUUUUGGCAUCUGGGUUUGACACAGAUUAUUAGACCAAAGCAGUCGUAUCUUUACUUGUAUUUAACUAAUUCAUUUCUAAUCCCACGUGGAUAUAUUGAUUAUCAUAUCAUGUAGGUUUUGGAGAUAAGGCAUGUGUGAUAAUUACUAACGUGCCUGAAUAGGACAAGCUUACUAGCUGCAUGACAAAUAUUAUGGAGAAAGAUGCUGAUCAUGUCAUGGAAAAAAUGCCAGGCUGCUUAAUGCUGUGUCUCCAUCUGCAUGUGCUGCUGCCAUAGCCCUACUGUCAUGCAGUACUGUUGUAGAAGAGUGCCAGAUUUAUUGACCAAACAGCCUGAAUUCACUGCUGGACAAAAUUAGGUUCAUGAUUACCCACAUUACCUCCUUUUUGCUCACUAAUGAAGGCAAAUAAAAAGAUCCAGAGUGUCUCAUUGCUUUGGGUAAGAAAAGUCCCAGGCUUUUUAUUGCCUGUGUUUGUAACAUCUGCUGUGUUCUGCUUUGUUUUCCCCACUAGUCGGCAAUUAACCAGAAUGUCCAGAAGAAUUUUAAAUAUCAUCUCUUUUCCUGUAUAUGGUUGUUUUGUUUGUUUUUUUUUUUAACAUUUUAAGUAGGAUAACAUUUUCCCAGCAAACACAAAAUCACAGAAAAAAAAAAAAAAAAAAAAAGAAAGAAAAAGAAAAGGAAGGUCAGAAUACCUCAGUAACAUCUUGAGGCAAAGGUUGUUUCCAUUACUGAUUUUGUCGCAGUGCUUUCUCUUGUAUUUUCAAGCUUUUUUAUGAGGAGAAAAACAGUAUUUUGCAGGUGUUACUUCUUCUUUUGCAACAAAAAAAUGACGUGGUUAGUGAAUAUGUUCUUAAGAGUGGGUAUGGUGGCACCCAGCAAAGCUGCAGAGGCACAGUAGCUGUGUGCUCCUGUUCUCUGCCACAGUGAAGAAUUACAUGAUGUAGCUCAUGUACAUGUACCGAUGUACAUGAUGUAGAGAAUACAGUUCAGAGCAAAUAAUGUGAUUAGUUUGUUUGGGUUUCUGUUAAAGCCUUCUCCCAGUUUUGCUCAUAUUUUUAUGUAUUUCAUAUAGAGCAAUUAAAAUAACUGACAAUUCAUUGCGGUCUUUAGAACGGUAGAUCUCCUAAUAAAUUCCAGAAGGAGGUACCUGUAAAGACGAUGAGGAGCAGCACGCUCCUGAAACUCACACUGAACAGGAUUUCUUAUGAAUGUAAUUGUCCAUUUUGUAAAUGACUGGAUAAAUCCUGUGGAAAGAAACUAUUUGACCUUAUUCUUUGGCUUUUUCGAUUAUUCUGGAAGGUGAUUUUGUCAUCUAGUAGCCAAUUUGCAUUAAUUGCUGCUGUAGAGAACUUGAAACAGCAAUGUUUGUUCCUUGACUUUUAUUUUGUAACAGGACUGCUAAAUUUGUUAAAACUGCUUUGAAGCUUGCUGCACUGUGACUUCAAAACAAUGUGUUAGCAUUUGAAAUACGCCAAACAAGUACGCUUCUUAAGAGUUAGCGAGCACAGUAGGAGAGAAUUCAUGAUCUUGUCAAUAGGAGCUUUUCUGUUUCCAUUGUUUGGACUUGUUUUUAUAUGUGUAAGUUAAAAUUGCUAAGUAAGUCUAACAAUGUCUUGCUUUAAAUGAACAGCAUGAUCAUUGAAUUACAAUCUCCUGUAGUCUUAUGGUGUCACUUAAAGAAGUUUCAUUGUUUUAUUUCAUUUCUGUGAUAAUUUCCUGUGACUCUGAAUGUCCAGUAAUUCAUUUCUUUUAUUCAGAACUAUGAUAGCUUCAUUAGGCAAUACAUUAUUACCAUCAGAGAAGGACCAAGUUUUGAAUUGCUCUGCAUGUUAAAUAAUGCAAGGCUAAGCAGGAGACUUUGAUUGUCAUAUUUUUCAUCCAUUUCACUUAGUUUCUGAUUUUUCCAAGUUAUUUAUUAUUUUUAAUAUUGUAUUUUUCCUUGUGUUUUGUUGUAAAUAAACUGCCAACAACUAUUCUUUACAA